GGUCAGAGCACAGUGAGAGGGCGAGAUACGUUUUUAUCGUGCUGUCAGAACUGAAACCAAAAUAAAACGAACCAAAAAAGAAAGUAAAUACUGAAGAAUUAGUAGAAGACGAGUCCCGUCCUGGUAAAGGGGGUAAGCGUGUGAAAGACCCGGCCUGUUUUAUCCGCGCUGCUAUGUGACAGAGCGGCCUGUUGUGUGUUUAUUAGCUUAGCUUAGCUUAGCUUCGCUUCACAGUGUGUCAGUGCGGCUGACGGAGUAAACAGACCAGUUACUAAAGGCUGAAGGAGAAGAUGUGGGGAUUAAUACAGCUGUCGUCUAUGUAGCAGCGUUAUGAGUCCGUAGGUGGGAUGGUGUGUGAGCGGUGUGUGUAGCGGCAGCAGACAGCAUGGCCCACUUCGAUACAGAAUACCAGCGUCUGGAGGCGUCCUACAGCGACUCACCUCCAGGAGAGGAGAAUCUGCUGGUUCACGUACCAGAGGGCUCGAAAUCUCACUGGCAUCACAUCGAAAACUUGGACCUCUUCUUCCAAAGAGUCUAUAAUCUUCAUCAGAAGAACGGGUUCACUUGUAUGCUUCUGGGGGAAAUCUUUGAGCUCGUGCAACUGGUCUUUGUGGUGACGUUCACCGUUUUUCUGGCCAACUGCGUGGAUUACGACAUCCUGUUCGCCAACAAGUUCGUCAAUCAUACCGAAUCGUCCAAAGUGACUCUUCCUGAUGCUUUUCUUCCCGUGGACGUGUGUCACGAUCGGAUCCGUGACAACGUCUUCGUUAUUUUCAUUCUGGUGAUAUCUGGAGUGUUCUGGCUCCAUCGCUUGGUCAAAUUCAUCUACAACGUCUGCUGCUACUGGGAGAUCCGUUCGUUCUACAUCAACGCUCUGAAAAUAUCGACGGCGGACCUUCCUUAUUUCACCUGGCAAGAGGUGCAGGCGCGGAUCAUCGAGAUCCAAAAAGAGCAUCAGAUCUGCAUCCACAAAAAGGAACUGACCGAGCUGGACAUCUACCACCGCAUCCUGCGCUUUAAGAACUACAUGGUGGCGAUGGUGAACAAGUCCCUGCUGCCCAUCCGUUUCCGUUUACCCCUGCUGGGAGAUUGCGUCUUCUACACGCGAGGUCUCAAGUACAACUUUGAGCUGAUCUUCUUCUGGGGUCCCGGCUCACUGUUCGAAAACGAAUGGAGUCUGAAGUCCGAAUACAAGCGCGGAGGAAACCGGCUGGACCUGGCCGAUCGUCUGAGCUCGAGGAUCUUGUGGAUCGGCAUCGCCAAUCUGCUCCUGUGUCCCGUCAUUCUCAUCUGGCAGAUCCUGUAUGCGUUCUUCAGCUACACAGAGGUCAUUAAACGUGAGCCCGGCAGCCUCGGGGCCCGCUGUUGGUCCCUGUACGGCCGCUGCUACCUGCGCCACUUCAACGAGCUCGACCACGAGCUCAUGUCUCGCCUCAGCAAAGGCUACAAAGCGUCCUCUAAGUACAUGAACUGUUUUAUGUCGCCGCUGCUCACAGUGGUGGCCAAGAACGUUGCCUUCUUCGCAGGGUCCAUAUUAGCCGUACUCAUCGCUCUGACCAUAUACGACGAGGACGUUCUGUCUGUAGAGCACGUUCUCAGCAGCAUCACACUCCUCGGGGUUUGCAUUACAAUCUGCAGGUCAUUUAUUCCUGACAAGCACAUGGUGUUUUGCCCAGAACAGCUGCUCAAAGUGAUCCUAGCGCACAUCCACUACAUGCCGGACCACUGGCAAGGCAACGCCCACCGCUACGAGACCAGAGACGAGUUUGCACAACUUUUCCAGUAUAAAGCUGUGUUCAUCCUAGAGGAACUUCUCAGUCCCGUCAUCACGCCAUUCAUCCUCAUUUUUUGCCUGCGCCGCAAAUCCCUGGAGAUCAUCGAUUUCUUCCGUAAUUUCACCGUGGAGGUGGUGGGCGUAGGAGACACCUGCUCUUUCGCUCAGAUGGACGUCCGACAUCACGGCCAUCCAGCCUGGAUGUCUGCAGGGAAGACGGAGGCCUCGAUCUAUCAGCAGGCAGAGGACGGGAAGACCGAGCUGUCCCUCAUGCACUUCGCCAUCACUAAUCCUCAGUGGCAGCCUCCGAGAGAGAGCACGCACUUUAUCAGCCAGCUGAAAGAGAAAGUGCACCGCGAGGCCACUGGGGGGCAGCAGGGGACCGCCACAGAGAACCUCACUUCUGCUCACUCGCUGCAGUCCGAGUCCGAGCCUCGAAGCCUCGUCGCUAACCUCCUGGCCGGUCCGCCGUCCUUGGCCUCGUUACACCUGGGUCGAGACGGCUCCAUCAUCAAUCACAUGUCCAUGGGAGUGAACGAGGGUGCGUCAGCCCUGCGCUCCCUCUCCCCCCUCAGCACCAGUCUGCACCUGAGGGCCAGCUACCUGUCCUCCAGACCCCCCCGACCGGACCACCCUGCUGUGGCAGCGGGCAGAGCCAUGGCAGGAUCCGGCACUGAUGCUCGCACCAUCAGUUCCGGUAGCAGUGCUUGGGAAGGUCAGCUGAACAGCAUGGUCCUAUCAGAAUACGCCUCCACAGAGAUGAGCAUUCACGCCCUCUACAUGCACGAGAUGCACAAAAAGCAGUCCAGUGUCGAGAUCUCACGUCACACCUGGCACAGGCAGGAGAGCGACGAGAGCAGCGAGAGCGUCCACGAUUACACCGAGACGACACGCAACCUGUUACCCCGCUCCAACACUUUCCCCUGCAACACCACUGCCAACCAGCAGGGGGCCACAGUCCAUAGCAGUGUCAGUCAGUACGGGGGAACUACAGGUGCCCGGGUCCAACGCACGGCCCGGAUGCCGAUGGGAGGCUGGGAGGAGAAAUCUGUAGCGGAGGAAGGCUCUGAAGAUGAGCUACCACCACAUGUUCAUAAGGUUACAUAAUGAAGAACUUCUCAGACCUUCGUCGUAACAAAAGGGAAAA
Molecule: messenger RNA, 2921 nt
Organism: Tachysurus fulvidraco (yellow catfish)
Lineage: Eukaryota; Metazoa; Chordata; Actinopteri; Siluriformes; Bagridae
Gene: atg9a
Product: ATG9 autophagy related 9 homolog A (S. cerevisiae)
Exons: 16
Coding region: 386-2881 (831 amino acids)
Biological process (GO): protein localization to phagophore assembly site; autophagy of mitochondrion
Cellular component (GO): autophagosome; phagophore assembly site
Source: RefSeq, a predicted model, not a curated record